Messenger RNA from Thecamonas trahens ATCC 50062, 597 nucleotides. RefSeq lists its product as uncharacterized. Lineage: Eukaryota; Apusomonadida; Apusomonadidae. The coding region runs from base 1 to 597 and encodes 198 amino acids. Gene Ontology annotation, biological process: sphingoid catabolic process. Gene Ontology annotation, cellular component: endoplasmic reticulum. The record is from RefSeq and is a predicted model, not a curated record. The transcript has a single exon.
AUGAGCUACCUGGAGAAGAACUUUGCCUUUUACGCCUCUUACCACUCGGACACCAUCAAUGUUGCGGUUCAUAUUAUCUGUGUAUGGCCGCUGCUGUGGACAGGCCAGGCCAUGCUCGCCUUGCUUGCUCUGCCUGGGCCCGUGGCCGAGGCCGUCGAUUCCGCACUCCCGCCUGCAGUCGCGCCGUAUGCUGGUGCAAACUGGGCCCUUGUCGGCACGCUUGUCUACGUGCUGUACUACAUCGUGCUCGAUCAUAAGGCCGGCUUCCUUGCGGCUGCCCUCGUCGUCGCAGGCAACGCCGCUGCCAACCACCUCGUCGCCACCUAUCCCGGUGAGCUCGUCCUCAAGGCUGCCGCAGGCAUCCACAUCGGCUGCUGGGUUGCUCAGAUCGCCGCGCACAAGAUCUUUGAGGGCCGCGCACCCGCUCUUCUCGACAACCUCGCGCAGGCCUUCCUCAUGGCCCCGUACUUUGUCAUGCUCGAGAUCAUCAUGCACCUCGGCUACGAGCCGUCUCCGGGCUUUAUCAAGCGCGCCACCGCCCGCGCUGCGGAGGCUCGCGCCGAGUUUGAGGCCUCUCAGAAGACCAAGGCCUCUUGA